Molecule: messenger RNA, 1265 nt
Organism: Pseudonaja textilis
Lineage: Eukaryota; Metazoa; Chordata; Lepidosauria; Squamata; Elapidae
Gene: INO80E
Product: INO80 complex subunit E
Biological process (GO): chromatin remodeling
Cellular component (GO): Ino80 complex; nucleus
Source: RefSeq, a predicted model, not a curated record
UUUUUCUACUCUAGCUUUGAAUCGCGGUUCCUGUUCCACGUUACUUCCCUAGCUGGGCAUGAACGGAGCGGGAGAGCCGGAUCCGGGCGGCGGGGGCUACAAGAGGCGUUAUAGAGCCUUAAAAAGGAGACUCAAAUUCCUGAUUUAUGAGCAAGAAUGUUUCCAAGAAGAACUGAGAAAAGCACAAAGAAAACUCUUGAAAAUUUCACGGGAUAAAAGUUUCCUGCUUGAUCGCCUGCUCCAGUACGAGAAUGUGGAUGAAGACUCCUCAGAUUCGGAAGCAACAGCCUCCUCAGACAACAGUGAUGGAGAGAUGCCGAAAGGGACGGAGCCUCAGUCCCUCAAGAGAAAACACAGCCCCCAGCUUGGCAGUGCCUCAUCACCAUCUUCCUCAGGUCUUUCUCUGCAGCCAACAUCUGGUUUUGGACUUCCAGCUUCAGGGACAUCAUCGCCCUACUUAGCCUCACUGAAUUCACCCACUUAUGCUCCCUUCCCCUCUGACUACUUGGCACUGGGGCCCGAACCUGUUGCCCCCCAGCCUGACAGCAACGCCACUCGCUCUGCCCGGCGGCCAGCAAGGCCCCACAUGCUCAAGCUCCCGCUGCCCCCAGCCUCCCACUCAGACUGUUCCUCCGUCGUGGUGGGGUUACCUUUUCCUUCACCCAGAGGGACUCCCAAGCUGCCACCCCCUACAAUCCUCAGCACGGUGCCCCACCAGAUGUUCAGUGAUGCAGGAGAGGGAAGCGGCGAAGACCCCCUGGAUGGUGACGAUGAGCUGGUCAUUGACAUCCCUGAGUGACGGUGGCAAAGCAGGCGCGUAAAUUUGAAAGGACACAGGCCUCUCAGUUGUGUGUGAGGGGGAUGGUUCCCCUCCCUUUUAUUAUUUCUUUGUUUACAGACUCAGGAGGGGGGAAAAACAUGCAAAACAGUCAAUAAAGGGGAUUUUGUUUUUGUAUUAAAAGCAUCCGGUUGCAAUUUUCACCCUCUGUGUUCCUUUCCUUUGCUGAAAUCCUUGGGCUACUAACAGUUUGGCGAGACGUUCCCUGACCCUGUUGUGUGACUUGCCGUCAUUUUACACACUGGUAAAGAAAAAAAUCUGCUUGAAAUAUAAUUAACAUCCGUUGACGAGGUAGAGCAAAAUUUCUCUUUUGCUGCAAAAGAAAACAAAGUUCUCAAGAAUUCAAGGGAUUCUUUAAAAAAAAAAAGUGCUUCAGAUCUACAGGCGGUCCUCGACUUAACAACCAUUUGUUUAGUGACCAUUCAAA